Anneissia japonica is the source of this 6118-nucleotide messenger RNA. Its product is annotated as tectonin beta-propeller repeat-containing protein 2-like. Gene Ontology annotation, molecular function: protein binding. Bases 284 to 4456 code for a protein of 1390 amino acids. Lineage: Eukaryota; Metazoa; Echinodermata; Crinoidea; Comatulida; Comatulidae. The record is from RefSeq and is a predicted model, not a curated record. The transcript is spliced from 17 exons.
AUUCAGUUUCUAAAAAUAAAAUCACACGCUGUAACGAAUCACAUGAUUCCCAAAGGGAAAUUAAAUUCCUCCGUGUUGCAAUGUUGUUGACUUAGAAGCAGUGAAACUCGUUAGGGAGGAAGUUGUACUUCAGUUUCUCAUACAAUGUGACCGUAUUUUUUCUCAACACAACAUUUCUGGUUGAAGAACAUCGUCAUAACAAACUAAUGAAUAUUCGUCAACUUAAUAAAUAAUUACACAUACUAUACUACUUCAUCAGGAUUAAAUAGCCUUGGAAUUAAUCAUGGAGAAUUUACGAGAGUAUGAGCCCUUAAAUUACCUUAUAGAGCUUAUGCCAAAGAAGGCCCAGCGUGGGCUAACAUCUCUGAAUGUUGAUUGGCUAUCCAUGGACGUGAAUACAGACUUUAUUGCCAUUGGGGUAAAUUUUGGAAUGGUCUUCCUCCAUAACAGAAAAGAUAGAAAAAUGACAAAAAUUAGAUGCCAGGAUAAAUCAGGAAAAAUAACAGCAUUGAAGAUGUUAAAAGUUCUAGACCACCAAGUAGCUAUAGGAACAUCAACUGGAUCAGUUGAACUCCACUUAAUACCUUUACCUGGCCGUCCUCAGCAGAUGAAGAUGUUCCCAUUUAAUGCUCACAAGAGUCAGAUUACCUGUAUGGAAUGGAGUCCAAAUGGGAUGAAGUUGUACUCAGGUGAUAAUCAAGGUGUUAUUGUCUGCGCACAGGUAGAUUUCUACGAGGGGAAUUGUUCAACUGUAGUAAUUUUAAAAGAGAGUGAACCAGUAGUCCAGCUAAGCUAUGCUUACAAGUGUCUGCUUGUGUCAACAUGGGGUCGUACUGUCAUAUUUGAGUCGGACAGUAGAAGCAUCAAGCAAGUUGGACAACAACCAAGAAAAUGCAAAGGUACUUUUGGGGCAAGCUUCAUUCCUGCAGUGUGCAAGGCACGCGAUGCUAAGUUCUACCUGUCUAGGCCAGGCCUACGACUAUGGCGAUCGGACAUAGAUGGUACGGUUGAAAAUACUCUUCUCUUUAACGAGCUCAUCAAAAUAGGCUACCCACAGCUGAGUCUACUAGAGGGUACGCCAUCACUGAUUCAAGACGGACACAGUGAAAUUCAGUUUGGUCCUGUUAUUAUUUACAAGGAGUCGCUGGUUUUGUCCUGGUCUUACAGCUCUCUAUUCAUAUUGGAUCCAAUUAACAUGAAGGUUAUUAGUGGGUGCUCAGGCAGCCUAGGAAGCAUAAUGGAUGUGUCAGUCGUUGGAGAUGAAAUAUUUAUACUUACAAGAGGGGCUGGUAGACCAAUAGUAAGGCUAGCCUGCAGUCCAGAAUCUAUUUAUUCAAGACCAUCAGAGCAUACUCAGUUUACUAGGGAAGAGCUACGACUCCUUAAGGAUCAAAAUGAAGCAAGAAUAUCAAAGUUAGAAUCCCAACAUGAAGUCAGUACUAAUCCUGAACAGAAGCCCAACAUAGUGAGCAAGUUUCUAAUUAAAGCUGCUGAUGAGAUAGUAAGUGGCGCAAAAAUGACAAAAAUGAACAUUGAGAAACUUGAACAAAAAUUAAAAUCUUCUCCUAAGCAAUCGCCCACUCCAGAACGGAAGGCAUCUUUGUCAGAAACAGAUGGUAAGGUAGAACCAGAUGCAGUACCAACCACUCCUGCUGCCAGCUUAUCUGCAGAAGUCUUAGCUUCACAAUUCAAGGAAGCAGGAGGGAACCAGGAAGAUCAUGUGGACACUCAGGAAGAACCAGUUACCAAUGGGGUGAUCUCAAGCGAUAUUCAAGAGACAUUAUUGAAAAAUGAUAACAGUGGAAUUAAACCAAAAGUUGAUACUACAACAACUUUUAAAGACAUUGGAAAGGAAAGUUUUGAAGAUGAGCUUGUUUUUAGUAAGCAAAAAAAGCCAAAGAAAAAGGGGAAAAAGAAGAAAGGAAAAGGCAAACCAAAUGAUGACUUCAUAAGUGUUCCAGAGACUUUGCCAUCAUUGACAUCCACUGACACAAAUUUACCUUCUUUUGAAAUUUUGGACAAUUAUGCACAUACUGACGGAGAUGUCCUAUUAGAAACUCUUUCAACUAGUGGAGUACAUGAUAACCUGCAAAGUAUGCUAAAAAAAGAUUGUGAAUCUUCAACCACUGGAGUGAUCAAGGAAGCUGUCUCUUCAGAAGAAAAUCCACCUCAACAUAAUGGUGGUGAUCAAUCUGAUAUCAAUGGUCAUAGUGAAACCCAGAACAAUUUUGGGUGUGUGAAAAAUGAUUUGUCAAAAGAUGAUGACAACACAUUUUUGAAUGUAAGCACACUUUCAUCAAAACAGACAAUCGGUUCUUGCGAUAACGUAUUAAAUAUCUUUGCAACAAAACACAGUCCUGAUCCUAACAAUUUAGGUUCAAACUCCUGCAAUGAAUCUGUAACAUCUGCAGAUGAUCCUCGUAGUUUGACGUCUUGCAAGGAUGAUAAUCUAGCUCCCAUUGAGGAUGGUGGUGGCAUCUCUGAUACUGAUCUUAAAGAUCAACCACAAACAGAAAAGGACAUCAGUAUUUAUGACCGGCCUAACACUCUAGGUAAAAAUAAAUCGUUGGAACAUGAACCUGACCAGAUAUCCACAAGUUCUCAUGAAAGUCUUGAGGCUGAGAUGUCUAGUGAUGACUUCAACUUGCCAGAGGGGAUCCAGCAGAAAGUGGCUGGUAGCUGGGUGCAUUGCAACUCACCCGGAGUAAUCACUCAACUGAUCGUAUCUGACAGACAUGUCUGGUGCGUGGACAAUCAUGACAGGGUUCACUUCACACUUAUCAACUCGGGCAAGUACAAAUGGAAUAAGUUACGUGAUUCAGCACAACAGAUGGCAGUAUCGCACACGGAAAGCAUAGUCUGGAGGGUGCAUCGUAAAAGCGGAAAGGCGUAUGCAUGUGCCCCAAUUACACCCCGCUCUCCAAUUGGAUCCAAGUGGGCAGAGACUUGUCAUGAUGUGUGUUACGUUGCACUCGAUGAGACCAUCGCAUGGAUUAUCAAAACUAACCACGAUGUUUAUGUGCAACAGGAUUUGAGUCGUGACCGUGUAUAUUCACGCAACGUCAGGGUAUCAAGCUCAAGUCAGAUAAAACUUGACCAAGUGGCAACCAGUCGGGGGGUAGUGUGGGGUCGUGUUACUGACGGAAAUAUGGUGUACAGAAACGGAAUUACCGACAACAAACGCACUGGUACAGAAUGGUUGCCUUUUGAUGGCCAAAGCAUUCAAGUUGUGAGUAUGGCCAUUGAUAGUAGAAACACUGGUUGGGUUAUUGAUCAAGAUGGCAACGUUUGGAUGAAGACCGGUGUAACAAUGGAAACUCCACAAGGAGACAGCAAAAAUUGGUGGCAGGUUCCAAUGAGCGAGUAUUUGAUGCAAGACCGAAGUACCUUUUCGGCGUUAUUUGAGAACACCAUAACCAUGGUGGGUAAACAGAUCUUCAAGGCGUACCAUCAGUCUAGGCCAAUGUUUAUUGGUGCAAGUAGUGCUGGUGUGUGGGUUGCUGGCUCAGGGCAUGUCAAAAGUUCUCUGUAUGCUUCUAAGGGAAAUCUCAUAGGUAGCUAUUGGAACAUGGCUUCCCCACACGGAUUAUCUCAAUCAGCUCAGUGGCUGUGCAUCUCUGCAUCAGGGGCGUAUGGUACAAGUGGAAUGAUAUGGGCUCUACAGAAGAGUGGAGAGGUGUUCUGUUUCCCUUCAGACACACUUCGACCAUGUCUGAUAGAGCCACCAGUAGGCCAGGAUAAUCUGAAAUACUUAAGCAGUUCAGCUGAGGGUCUCUGGGCAAUAGGAGAGUCUAACAGCGUGUACGUCAGGGAUGGCAUGUCGCCGAGGCACCCACAGGGCCUAAGAUGGAAAACAUUAAACCUAUCUCAGCUAGGACCAUCAAAGGUGAUUCAUCUGACCUGUGGCUCCAUAGGUGUGUGGGCAUGUGAUAGCGACGGAAAUAUCCACUUCAGGCUAGGCCUAUGUAUGCCACGCAACGACUCCAUGGUACCUGCCUGGGUACAGGUCGAUGGCAAGCCAACAGGCAGUGGUAACUACUUCACUAAUGUCUAUGUUGGGCCUGGCGAUAACAUUGUUUGGGCAUUGGAUAACAAACGGAACGUGUAUGCGAGAUGGGGAAUAUCUAAUCGGUUACCAAUCGGGUUAAGAUGGGAAAUAGUGCAAGGUACACCAGCAAAUCUGUUGUGUGUUAGCUCCGAGAGUGUGUGGGCACUGUGUCCCAAUGGAGAUGUUUUCCGUCGCCACGGUAUCACAGAAAAAAACUCGUUGGGUGAUUAUUGGAAGAAAGUUCCAGGAAAUUUCUCACUCCUCUCAGUGAGUCAGAACGAUGAAUUGUGGGCCAUCGACAAUGAAGGUCACAUAUUCCAGCAGUUGGUCAAGAUGUUUAGCCGUGGAGGGGAGCACCUGCAGAGGACAACAGCCAUCAUCGAGGAAGAUGACUGGGAUGUGAUUUGAGAAAAACUAUGUUAUCGCCACCACAGGUGUUGGAAUACCAUAACAUUCUUUAUACUGGUUUCUGCUGAUAUAAAGCAACUACUUUCGCAAGGUUUCAUGUCUCUCAGUUAAAGGCUGACAUUCUUUCAUUCAUUAUGGUUAUAUGUUGGUAAAAGAGCAUUUUGUUGUACCGGUGAAACUCAUUUUGUGUUUUACCAUCAGAGGAAUUUUAAAAUUGUUGAUUAUCAAAUAAUAAACAAUAGGAGUGGCGGUUAAGAUGUUUACCUUCCAAAAGAUAGGUGUAUUUUAUCGUUUAAAGUUUAAAUAUGUGAGAGAGUGACAGCUUUAAGAAGAGCGUACAACCUACUAUUACUGUGAAGUUCUGUCGAACUAUCAAAUUUUCUUUUGACAAAAAGUGUUGUAUACCCAUAUAUAGUCAUGAUGUGCCUAUAUAUGGUCAUGAUGUGAUGUCAUUACGACUAUAUUUAGGCAUGUCACAUGUUUUUGUCAAAUAGAAUUUGGUAGUAUGGACGGGACUUAAAGCCAGGCACUAUGUCGGUCAUCAACACAAUUCCAUGAAUACCGCAACACAACUACGUACGUGCAACACAUCGUUUUUAACAACAACAGAACUUUGCGCUCAGCCCUGCCCCUUGGAUGUUGUUGCUACGGUAUUGUUGCUACGGACAGCGUAAAAACAUACAUGCAAACACGUGCAUUUGUGGGACAAUGUGUGCGUUUCUCUAUAGGCACGAAUUUAUUCCUGGCCAAGUUCUGAUUGGUCAGUUGUUAAGUUUGAUUGACACUCCAGACAUAAUUCCCAAGAGAAUGCCGCACAACAAGGCGCAGAACAGAAUAUGUUUUAAUGAUGAUCCACCCAGUCUUCCACUGACAGUCGGCAGACAGAUGCAUCGUCAAGUGCUCAAAAUAGCAGAAAUAGAUUUAUCAGCCACCGGUUGUGUGCCUGGCUUUUUAGGUGUGGCGCCUUAGACAAAAUUUAUUGUAGUUAAUAGCUACAUAGCUGUUAUUUCUUAUUAUAAUUGUUAAAAAAUGGAUUAAAAUCUAUUUCUAAAAGCUUAAAAAGCCAAAUAUGUACCGUAUAUGUGUAUUCUAAAAUGUGUAGUGAAACAAUUGGUGUAAAUAUGCAGGUAAGCCUUUAGUCAAAAUAGCAAUCAGAAAUGUCAAAAGUUUUAAGAGUUAUAUAUUAAAAUAUAAAGCUGGUACCCUGUAGUUUAAUUUUUGGAUCUGGUGUGACUGCUAUAGCCAAAAAUCUUGUGUACAAGUUGAUCUGGAUUGGAAACAGACCUUUGUAACAUAGGUAAUAAGGAUUGCACAGAGAAUUCACAUUUUCAAAAAUAAUCUGAUUCAUACUUUUUUCAUCAAAUCGGUUUACUUUUGUGGAGUGUGCUUGUGCUAACUCUUAAUAUAAAAAAAAAAAAUAUUUUAAUUGAUUUUGUUACAACCAUAUUCCUCUCGGCUGUAAGCAUCGACAUGUGUUUUAAAUUUCCAGGCUAGUCUGGUAAAACAAAUAAAAUAAAUGUAAAUUACUUGUCUUUUUUUUCACAGCAGUUAAGUAAAUGUUUCCUAUGGCAUCAGUUUUGGAUCGAAGAAUAUAGAAAAUGUAGACUUAUAUGGUAUUCUAUGGGGUUUCUUUUUCCACAUUAAAGAGUACAAUAUAGUGUA